GCAAAAAGAUGGUCAACAGCGAAGACCUCAUUGUAAACACUGGAUAUGGGCCGGUCCAGGGAACAUCACGGACCGCGCUCUACGGUAACGGAUACGUUAGUUUUCAAGGCAUACCGUACGCCAAACCGCCGGUCGGAGAGCUACGAUUUCAGGAUCCUUGUCCUCCUGAAAAUUGGACCAAAUUGUUAGAUUGUACGCAGCAAUCUGAUCCAUGCUAUCAUUUUGAUCGCCGUGUAAAUAAAAUUGUCGGCAGUGAGGACAGUCUGAAGUUAAACAUUUUCACCAAAACGAUUAAACCAUCCAAACCCCUGCCCGUUAUGGUGUACAUUUAUGGCGGCGGAUUCGUCGAAGGAACUAGUGGAACCGAACUCUACGGUCCGGAUUAUCUCAUCGAAAAGGACAUCGUGCUAGUCACGCUCAACUAUCGCGUCGGAGCUCUCGGUUUCCUUUGCUGCCAUUCACCUGCCGCAGCUGUCCCAGGCAAUGCCGGUUUAAAGGACCAACGGCUCGCACUUACAUGGGUGCGGGACAAUAUUGCCCACUUUGGAGGCGAUCCAAAUGCUGUCACUCUAUUCGGACACAGUGCUGGUGGAGCCUCGGUACAGUAUCAUACAAUUUCGGAAGUUUCGAAAAAUCUAUUCCAACGUGCCAUCAUCAUGUCGGGCAGCACGAUGUGCAGCUGGUCACUUACACCACAACGUAGCUGGCCAGAAAAACUCGCGAAAGCUAUCGGUUGGGAGGGUGAAGAAGGGGACGAAGAAUCGGCAGUCCAGUUUUUGCGACAAGCAUCGCCGGAAAGCAUUGUGGAGCAUCAGGAAACAUUGUUUGGACCUCAGGAAAUUCAAGAAGGUCUACUUACUCCUUUCGCACCUACGAUUGAGCCUUACGAAACCGAUGUUUGUUUCAUCCCUAAAUCACCGUUUGAGAUGUCCCGUACCGCGUGGGGCAAUACGAUUGACGUAAUGAUUGGCGGUACUUCCGAGGAAGGCUUGAUUCUGUUGCCGAAAGUAAAGCCAAAACUUCCUGCUAUGCUGCAGGACCCUAGACUGUUCCUCGGGAAUGUGCCUUUCCAUCUGAAACUUUCCCUCCAGGAGCGGAUGGCAUUUGCAGAGCAGUUGAAACAAUUGUAUUAUCCCGAUUCCGUUCCAUCGGUAGACAAUCUGGAUGGAUUCGUGAAUAUGGCUUCGGAUCGUAUCUUUUGGCACGAUUUGCAUCGAACCAUACUGGCCCGUGCCAACUACGCUCACAACGCUAAAACCUUCGUUUAUCGCUUCUGCGUUGAUUCGACGUUCUUUAAUCACUAUCGCAUUCAUAUGGUUGACCCUAAUGCACGUGGCACUUCUCACGCAGAUGAGAUUUCUUACCUGUUUUCAAACAUUUUCGCAAAACCUUUAGAAGCGAACACGUUUGAGUACCGUUCUAUACAGUACAUGGUGGACAUUUUCACCAACUUUGCUACCAAUGGCGAUCCGAAUGGUCCAAGAACUGCCAACCUCUCGUGGACCUCAGUUCCAAAAACAGCUCCACCUUACAACUGUUUGAACAUCUCCAACGAAGGAGCAGAGGUCGUGGAAUUGCCAGAAUCCAAUCGUCUGAAAGUGUGGGAUUCAUUUUACGUGAACGACGCUCUGUACUAGCCAAUACGAUAUUAUUCCACAAAAUGUUGAACCGAAACAAUAAAUUGAAUACCUAUGAACCGUGA
This is a messenger RNA of Anopheles funestus (African malaria mosquito), 1702 nucleotides long. Its product is annotated as esterase B1-like. The record is from RefSeq and is a predicted model, not a curated record. The transcript has 4 exons. The coding region runs from base 9 to 1637 and encodes 542 amino acids. NCBI's taxonomy places the organism in Eukaryota, Metazoa, Arthropoda, Insecta, Diptera, Culicidae.